Malania oleifera is the source of this 1016-nucleotide messenger RNA. Its product is annotated as large ribosomal subunit protein eL15. Gene Ontology annotation, biological process: cytoplasmic translation. NCBI's taxonomy places the organism in Eukaryota, Viridiplantae, Streptophyta, Magnoliopsida, Santalales, Ximeniaceae. The record is from RefSeq and is a predicted model, not a curated record. Gene Ontology annotation, molecular function: structural constituent of ribosome; RNA binding. Bases 182 to 796 code for a protein of 204 amino acids. Gene Ontology annotation, cellular component: cytosolic large ribosomal subunit; ribosome. The transcript has 4 exons.
GGACUUGCAUUGGUCGUCACUUUUUUUUUGGCAUUUCGCAGCGUUUCAUCUUUAGCCUCAUGCUUCCUCGCAAAAAUGGACGGCCUGGAUUGAUCUGCAGUAUAUAUCAUCAAUCAUUUUCCCCUCAAAACCUAACUCCCCGUAAACCCUAGUUCGCGUCUGUGAGUUGCAUCUCUCAUCCAUGGGGGCUUACACGUACGUGUCGGAGCUAUGGAGGAAGAAGCAAUCAGAUGUGAUGAGGUUCUUGCAAAGGGUUAGGUGUUGGGAGUAUCGUCAGCACCCAUCGAUUGUUCGGGUCACGCGCCCCACGCGUCCCGACAAGGCUCGCCGGUUGGGUUAUAAGGCCAAACAGGGUUAUGUGAUAUACCGUGUUCGUGUUAGACGAGGUGGUCGGAAAAGGCCUGUUCCCAAGGGUAUUGUUUACGGGAAGCCCACAAACCAAGGUGUCACACAGCUGAAGUUUCAACGCAGCAAAAGAUCAGUUGCAGAGGAACGUGCUGGUCGGAAGUUAGGAGGCCUUAAGGUUCUCAACUCUUACUGGAUUAAUGAGGAUUCAACAUACAAGUACUAUGAGAUAAUCCUUGUUGAUGCUGCACACAAUGCUAUUAGAAAUGACCCAAGAAUUAACUGGAUCUGCAACCCUGUCCACAAGCACAGAGAGCUGCGUGGGCUGACUUCUGCGGGAAAGAAAUAUAGGGGUCUUCGUGGAAAAGGACAUUUACACCACAAGGCACGCCCUUCUCGCAGGGCGACCUGGAAGAGAAACAAUACCCUCUCCCUUCGUCGGUAUCGUUGAUCUUGGGUGCUGCUGCUUGGCUUUUGGUUCGAUCAUGUUUAUUUUUUAUUUUUAUUUUUUUUGUGGGAGAUGUUCCUGUUUUGUCUUCAGGAUGUUUGAAUUUGAAACAUUUUUAAACAUGUUGUGCGGGCUGUAGGAUUUAAAUUCCAGCUUUGUUAUAUUGAGACUCGGUUUUGUUUCGCUUUCACCUAGAAGAAUGGAAUGGACUAUUUUUUUAAAA